Messenger RNA from Poecile atricapillus (Black-capped chickadee), 1611 nucleotides. RefSeq names its product CDK2 associated cullin domain 1 (gene CACUL1). Lineage: Eukaryota; Metazoa; Chordata; Aves; Passeriformes; Paridae. The coding region runs from base 144 to 1145 and encodes 333 amino acids. The record is from RefSeq and is a predicted model, not a curated record. Gene Ontology annotation, biological process: ubiquitin-dependent protein catabolic process. Gene Ontology annotation, molecular function: ubiquitin protein ligase binding. The transcript is spliced from 9 exons.
UCCGCCCGGCGCGAAGUGUCGCGCGGCGCGGCCGGAGCUGGGCUGGGGCCCGGGCCGAGCCCGCCGAGCCCCGCCGGGCCUGAGGCGGCGGCGAUGGGCGGCGGGCGCUGAUCCCGCCCCGCUCCCGCAGCCAGGUGCCCGCCAUGGAGGAGGAGAGCAUGGAGGAGGAGGGCGGCGGCGAGGCCAUGAUGGACGACCAGAACCACAACAACUGGGGCGCGGGCGGCUACGGGCGGCACCUGCUCGGGGAGCGACUGCUGCCGCCAGCCGGGCCGCCGCGCCCGGGGCCCGAGCACAACGGCGCGGGGCUGCGGGGCUGCGAGCCGGGGGCUGCCGCCGGCAGGGCGGGGGCGGCCGGGGCCAUCGCCGCCAUCAACAUCAGCGCCUCGACCUCCAAGUUCCUAAUGAAUGUUAUAACAAUUGAAGACUAUAAGAGCACAUAUUGGCCAAAGUUGGACAGUGCCAUAGAUCAGCUUUUAACUCAGAGUCCUGGUGACUACAUCCCUAUCUCCUAUGAACAAAUAUACAGUUGUGUGUAUAAGUGUGUAUGCCAGCAGCAUUCGGAACAGAUGUAUAGUGACCUAAUAAAAAAGAUAACUAACCACUUAGAGAGAGUCUCAAAGGAGCUGCAGGCCAGCCCUCCAGAUCUCUAUAUUGAAAGAUUUAACGUAGCUCUUGGACAGUAUAUGGGAGCAUUGCAGAGCAUUGUGCCUCUUUUCAUAUAUAUGAAUAAAUUUUACAUAGAAACCAAGCUAAACAGAGACUUAAAAGAUGACCUUAUAAAGCUGUUUACGGAACAUGUUGCAGAAAAGCACAUUUACAACCUAAUGCCUUUACUUUUGGAAGCUCAGUCAACACCGUUUCAAAUAACUCCUUCAACCAUGGCAAAUAUUGUGAAAGGCCUGUAUACACUACGACCAGAAUGGGUACAGAUGGCACCAGCUUUAUUUUCUAAAUUCAUCCCAAAUAUUCUACCCCCUGCUGUGGAAUCUGAGCUUCAGGAAUAUGCUGCUCAAGACCAGAAACUUCAAAGAGAGCUUAUUCAGAAUGGAUUUACUAGAGGUGACCAGUCACGCAAGAGAGCUGGAGAAGAGUUAACUUACAAUGGCUCAUCAGCUUGUGCAAGCUCCAGGGGAUACAGAUAGUGAAUAUACUGGAUCAGCUUCUAUUCCUAGCCAGAACAGACACUGGAGGAGCACAGGUAUUAUCUGGAGCCUCCUUUGGCAACUGCUGAUACUCAAGCUCUGACACAAACUAUGCCUCAAAGAAGAGUUUUGGACUUUCUUCUUUAUAUAUUAAAAUGUCAGUUGCUGCUACAGUUGAGAUGACUUUGAAAGACACAAUUCCUUGGUCUGGCCUAUCAACAAGUUCUUCUGCAACCUUUGUGAGGAAUGCACCUUGAAAAACAAUCCUUUCAAAGUGGAAACGGGCAGCCGAAAUCAGCAGCUUCCUAAAGCGUUAGAAUGGAAGAAUCCUUUUUGCACUCUUUUCUUAUUAUUAAGGACAUUCUUAAAACUAGCUAACACGUCAGUGUAUUAGAUUUUAAACUUCAAGUUAUUUUCUGGAGCUUCUACUCAAAUAAUAAGAAUAAAGUUUCAUUAUUUUGCAGUA